UCUGGAGGCCUCCUACCGCUCAUGUCAUACCCUACGCGGAUGAUCAGAUAGAAGGGCAGGGGACCUCUGGAUUCGUUCUGAGAUUAUACGGUUUCAACUUGACCUGGAUAAUACCAGCGGAAGGAUCAUGCUUGCCCCCUGUGCAGAACAGACUUAACCUGUGGCAGGUUUCAAUCCGUGAUCAACAACUCUCGACAACAUGUCCCCCCCAGCUGCCAUCUUCGAGUCUCCCGCUCCUGCCGUUCUCGGAAACGGUGUAGGUCUCAAGAAGAACCUGGCCGUCAAGGUCGCUUCUGUCGGGCAGGGUGGUCAGGCAAAGACCGUCGCCGAUUUUGAGAAGAACUGGGACAACUUUACGUUCGCUCCCAUCCGUGAGAGCCAGGUCUCUAGGGCUAUGACCCGUCGCUACUUCAAGGAUCUUGACACCUACGCCGAGUCUGACAUUGUCAUCGUCGGCGCGGGAUCUUGCGGUCUCUCUACUGCUUUCAUGCUCGCAUCCAAGCGUCCUGACCUCAAGAUCGCCAUCAUCGAAGCUGGCGUCGCUCCUGGCGGCGGCGCGUGGCUCGGUGGCCAGCUCUUCAGUGCCAUGGUCAUGCGCAAGCCUGCCCAGCUCUUUCUCAACGAGCUCGGUGUCCCGUACGAGGACGAUGGCGACUGGGUCACUGUCAAGCACGCUGCGCUGUUCACGUCCACUCUCUUGAGCAAGGUGCUCCAGUUCCCCAACGUCAAGCUCUUCAACGCUACCACUGUCGAGGACUUGAUCACCCGCCCUGCGCCCACCCCGGAGGACCCCAAUGCUGUGCGCAUUGCCGGUGUCGUCACCAACUGGACCCUGGUCUCUAUGCACCAUGACGACCAGUCCUGCAUGGACCCCAACACCAUCAACGCGCCCCUCGUCAUCUCGACAACCGGCCACGACGGUCCGUUUGGUGCCUUCUGCGUUAAGCGUCUGGUCAGCAUGCAGCAGAUCGAGAGGCUGGGCGGGAUGCGCGGUCUGGACAUGCGCACUGCCGAGGACGCGAUUGUCAAGCGCACUCGUGAAAUCGUGCCUGGCCUGAUUGUUGGCGGCAUGGAGCUCAGUGAGGUCGACGGUGCCAACCGCAUGGGCCCCACAUUCGGCGCCAUGGCACUCAGUGGUGUCAAGGCUGCCGAGGAAGCCCUCAAUGUCUGGGACGAGAGGAACGCGCAGAACGCGGAGUAGCGCGGUUGCUUGGUACGAUCAGGUAGACUUCCAGCUGCAAUAAACACCCUCACUCGUUCACAUGGAUGCUGUUGUUCAUCGACUGACGCCUGUUCAUCGACUGACGCCUAGCGCACGUCAGCCAUGUCAGCCAUGCCAGCCAUGCAGCCAUGCAGCCAUGCAGCCAUGCAGCCAUGCAGCCAUGCAGCCAUGCAGCCAUGCUGUACCCUUGGCCAUUUUGGAACGGUGCGCGAAUAUGUUCUUUGUUGAGGUCGCACUCGAGAGCGGGGUUGCACGGGAGAGUGCCUGGCUCACGAUUGACGGCAGGGGGAUGCUUGCUGCUUGUGACGUAUUUCAGUGGUUUUUUCCAGACGCGUACACAAGCACGGCUGCGGCCUUGUUGUGGUUGUGCUGUUGCCGUGG
Molecule: messenger RNA, 1603 nt
Organism: Didymella exigua CBS 183.55
Lineage: Eukaryota; Fungi; Ascomycota; Dothideomycetes; Pleosporales; Didymellaceae
Product: Thi4-domain-containing protein
Exons: 3
Coding region: 200-1201 (333 amino acids)
Biological process (GO): thiamine biosynthetic process
Source: RefSeq, a predicted model, not a curated record